Messenger RNA from Symbiodinium sp. CCMP2592, 1149 nucleotides. NCBI's taxonomy places the organism in Eukaryota, Dinophyceae, Suessiales, Symbiodiniaceae. The record is from the annotation of a GenBank genome assembly.
AUGUCCACUCAAUGCUCCAACCUGAGGGACAAGCGCCCAUACUGCUCCAACUCCCACAACACUGUCUGGGUCUCCGAUUUCGUCAAGGUGCCUGAGUUCAAGCCCUUGCCUGGAAAGCACAUCACGACGGAGGGUCCCCCCACGAAGAAGGGCCGCACAGAGGACUUUCACCCACGAGUGGACACUGUCGACACGCUGCCGCAGCCUCCAUCCCCGAGCAAAUAUUCGGACGCUGCAUCAAGCGUCACUAAGACCCUGGCAGCCAGCAUGAUUAUCUACGACCCCUCUGGGAAGCCUGUCCUGGUGCCAGCCGACAGCCCAGGCUCGACUGUGUACCUGCCGGAUGCCGACGAUUGGACGAUAGCCCGCCACGCCAAAAACGGCAAGGAGUACAUCGCCUCGGUCGACGCUCUCGUGAACGAGAAGAAGGAAGAGGAAGCACGCAAGCAGAAGAUCGCGGAAGCAGAGAAGCUUCGACAAGAGGCGGCAGCAAAAGAGGCCGAGGAGCGCAAGCAGCACACGGAGGAAGAGAUCCGGGCAACGAUCGAGAAGGAGCUCCUGCAAGCUCAUCAGGAGGAGGUCAGCCGACUUGUCCAGGAGCAUAAGGCCAAACGCGAAGCGGAGGAGAAACGACUGCAAAUGGAACAAGAGGCCCGUGAACAGGCAACGGCCGAGGCCUUGCAGAAGCAGCGUGAGGAGAUCGAGAAGGAGACACAGAGAAAGCUUGAGGAGCAACGAGCGCAGCAGGAGCAGACAACAAAGCGGGAGCUUGAGGAAAGACAGAAGUUGGAGGAGGAGGAGAACAAGAAGAGAGCGGAGUUCGAGCAGGCCACCUUGGCAAGGCUUCAGCGCGAAAACGAGAUCAAGCUGGAGGCUGACAAGAAGAAGCUGGAACAAGAGAUCCGCCAGCAGCUCGAGCAGGAUCUUAAGAAUAAGCAGAGCCCUUCCAGGGCAAAGGGCGCCAAAGUCGUGGAGAUUGAUGCCGAAGAGUCAAAGGACGGUCAAUCAAAGGUUUUGACGGACGCAGAUCGCAAGCGCAUAGAGGACAGCAAGGCAGCCGCCGUGCAGAAGAAGGCCGAGCGAGACGCCGCGUCACUGAAGGAGAGGUCUUACCGCCUGUGUUUUCUAUGUAACGUAGUUCACGAUUAA